AUGGAGCGAGCGGCGCCGUCGGCCUUCGAGGCGGCCCUUGCGGAUUUGCUGCUGGCGGAGCUGCGGCGGCAGGGGGUGCCGCGCGUUGCCGAAGUUGUCUGCGCCGUUAUGCGGCGCGUGCGUGUCGGGGGCGGCGGCGGGCAGGAGGGGGAGGAAGGGGCGGCGGAGUUGCUGCUGGGCGGGGCGGGGCUCGGCGACAAGGGGGCGAUUGCGGUGGCGGAGGCCCUGCUGAAGCUCAGUCGCUCGCCCCUGGCGAAGGCCCGCGGCGCGCGGCGCUGGAAGCUUUUGCUCAACGACGACGGCCUGACGGACAGGUCGGCGGCGCACGUCGCGCUGCUUGCGGCUCGCUGCGCACCUCCCCUGGUGCUGCUGGACGUGCGCGGCAACGCGAUGACGCCGGCGGCUUUGCAGCGCAUAGAGGAGGCCCACGCCUCGUCCCCCGCCCCCUGCGUUCUUCGGCUGCCCUGCUUGGCGGGUCGCGGGGCGGGGUCGCGCGCGGGGAGCGUCUCCUCGGCCUCCGCGUCGGGGCGGCGUGGCGGGGUGGACGCGGAGGCGCUGCAGAGGCGCCGCUCCGCGCUCUUUUCGGGAGGCGGCCGCGCGAGCGAGUCUGCGCCCUCCGCCGCGUCGGGGGAAGGGCCGGGCCGCCCGCCCAGCCGCUCGGGCGGGGGCGCGGCGGCGGUCGAACUUGCGGCGCCGCACCCCGCCACGCCGGGAGGGAGGGAGCGGGCGGCGCGGGAGGAGGAAGAGGAGGUCCGUUUUCGCGGCGCGGACGGCGGGGAGCCCCUCGACGUGGCGGCGAACCUCAGCCCCCUCCUGCGUGUUGUGUUGGAUCUCUCCAACGCGGUGCCCACCGGCCGUUUGCGUGCGCUUUACGGCUGCGACGACAUCUGGGACGUUGUGGCCUCGUCGGGCGAGGCGGCGCCGAAAGCGGUUCCGUCCGCCCGCCCAGCCGCUCGCCCGGGGUGGCGCCGGCGGGUUCUUUUUCUUUUUGGUGGAAGAAAAAAAAAAGGAAGACAAAAGUCAGAAAAGAAGGAAGCACGAUUUAUUCUUUCUCCAUCGCCUGCGCUGUCUCGCGCGAAGCGGCCCCCCCAGCCAAAAGGGGCGGUUUCCGAAACGAGAUCGGCCCACCAUCUAUUAAAACAUUAG
This is a messenger RNA of Trypanosoma conorhini, 1146 nucleotides long. RefSeq lists its product as uncharacterized. The transcript has a single exon. The coding region runs from base 1 to 1146 and encodes 381 amino acids. Lineage: Eukaryota; Euglenozoa; Kinetoplastea; Trypanosomatida; Trypanosomatidae. The record is from RefSeq and is a predicted model, not a curated record.